Molecule: messenger RNA, 276 nt
Organism: Coniosporium apollinis CBS 100218
Lineage: Eukaryota; Fungi; Ascomycota; Dothideomycetes
Exons: 2
Coding region: 1-276 (91 amino acids)
Source: RefSeq, a predicted model, not a curated record
AUGUCUCAGCAGCAACAGAUUCGCCGCUUGGUGAUGACCGGCGCCGUCGCAGCCGUCACCGUAACCGGAGCUUGGUAUGGAGCCGGACUGAAGACACGCCAGGAGUUCAAGCAGGAGAGAAAAGUCGUCCUAGAAGCGUCCCCUGAAGAACGGAUAUCACAGCUCGAGAAUGCGCGCGCGAGACUCGUCACAAGGAGGACCGAGUUGGAGAAGAAGAUAUCCGAGCUCCAAGCCCGCCGCAACCAGAAUACUACGGAUACCCGGCCUGGAACUUGA